Olea europaea var. sylvestris is the source of this 880-nucleotide messenger RNA. Its product is annotated as flowering-promoting factor 1-like protein 3. Lineage: Eukaryota; Viridiplantae; Streptophyta; Magnoliopsida; Lamiales; Oleaceae. The transcript has a single exon. Gene Ontology annotation, biological process: regulation of flower development. The record is from RefSeq and is a predicted model, not a curated record. The coding region runs from base 179 to 508 and encodes 109 amino acids.
AGUGUAUCUAUAACCCUACCCCCUACCCCCACUCCCAGGUGGGUCCUACCUUAGCUACACCUAUUCCCAAACAUACCCUAUUGCAAACUAUACAAUAGUUUUGAAGUCCUAUAUUAACUCUGACAAGGCCAUGUUGUCUUAAGACAAAACCUCAACAAAAUCUUGAGCUGCAUUGAAAAUGGCUGGUGUAUGGUCAAUCAGUAAUGGCGUCACACGAUUAGUCGAGAACCCCGGAGACCUUCCGUUCCCGAAUGUCCCCCGCCGCCGGAAAGUGCUGGUGCACGUGCCGAGUAACGAAGUUAUCACUUCGUAUAAUGUUCUUGCAGGGAAAUUAUCGUCACUUGGAUGGGAGAGGUAUUAUGAUGAUCCUGAUCUUCUCCAGUUUUGUAAGAGGUCUAGAAUUGAUCUCAUCUCUCUCCCCAGAGAUUUCAGCAAGUUUAAGUCCGUUCAUAUGUAUGACAUCUGCAUAAAGAAUCGCAACGAAUUUGAAGUUAGAGACAUACAAUAAUUUGACGUUAAUCCUUCCAGCCCACACAAGCCUUUAGGAUUGCUGCCAGAAGUGCACCACGUGCCUUCUUUUUUUGCCCUCGUUAGCCGAUAGAUUGUUUCCAAGUGUGUCUGUAACAAUUCUGGGGUCCCAUUUUCUGUACAUAUAGCAGCGUUGACAUACAUAUAAAGUAGUGUACUUAGGUGUUGUUCGGCAUUUGAGUCCUGUAAAAUGGGUAUAGAUGAUUCUGUAAUGGGAUUUUCUUACAUAUAUUUAUUUAUGAAUGUUGGGGAUUGAUUAAAAACCGAAUGAAAAAGAAGGAAUAUCGAAUGCUCGAAAUUAUAUGUAAUAUAGUGCUGCUGCACUUUUUAUGAUUGUAGAAGAGAAGAUAUU